Penicillium alfredii is the source of this 1701-nucleotide messenger RNA. RefSeq names its product MFS transporter. The record is from RefSeq and is a predicted model, not a curated record. The transcript has a single exon. Gene Ontology annotation, cellular component: fungal-type vacuole membrane. Gene Ontology annotation, biological process: spermine transport; transmembrane transport. Gene Ontology annotation, molecular function: spermine transmembrane transporter activity. NCBI's taxonomy places the organism in Eukaryota, Fungi, Ascomycota, Eurotiomycetes, Eurotiales, Aspergillaceae. Bases 1 to 1701 code for a protein of 566 amino acids.
AUGUCUCAAUCUUCGACAGACGAACACCCAGAGACCGCAGAGUCAGCACAGACCCUGACUCUCCCCCUGCACAAGACCGAAACCCAAGCAAGCCUGCGCAGUCUAGGCAUCUCAGAGGUCCCUCCACCAGUGGACUCCAAUUAUCCCGCCGUCGGACGACCAGAGAACCCAUUGUUUCCCGAGGAAUAUGUCAUCGAAACAAGCACCGGUCUUGUCCCAGAAAAGACCCUCUCACAGGUGCGAUCGCACGUCUCCUCAACAACGCGAGACGCGCCAUCCAGCAGCCCGCGUGACGGCGACCUGGAGAAGGGCCCAUCCGGCUCAGCCGAGUUCGUGACGUUCACCAUCGGCGAUCCCGAACACCCGUAUAAUUGGCCGCGGCCCUAUCGGUGGUACAUUACGCUCGUCGCGUCGGCGCUGGUGGUUUGCAUCGCAUAUGGCUCGUCCAUCGUGACGGGCGGGCUGGGACUCAUCCAGGAAAAAUACAAUGUAUCGUUGGAGGUUGCCAUUCUCACCUGCUCGAUUAUGGUCUGUGGCUUCGCCGUCGGACCGUUGCUGUGGUCGCCGCUCUCGGAGAUCAUCGGCCGGCGACCUGUCUACAUCAUCUCCCUGGGCCUCUAUGUCAUUUUCAACAUCCCGUGCGCCCUAUCACCCAAUAUCGGCGGAUUGCUCGUGUGCCGCUUCCUCUGCGGCGUGUUCUCCAGCUCAGGGCUUUCGCUGGCGGGCGGCACGAUCGCCGACAUCUGGAGCAUCGAGGAGCGCGGCAUGGCGAUUGCAUACUUCGCCGCGGCACCAUACUGCGGCCCCGUGGUCGGGCCGAUCGUCAACGGAUGGAUCAACGUGGGCUCGCACCGCCUGGACCUCUUCUUCUGGGUGAACCUCGCAUUCGCCGGCGCAAUCUUGGUGAUGGUCGGACUGGUGCCCGAGACGUACGCGCCGGUAAUCCUCAAGCGACGAGCCGCAAAGCUGCGCAAAGAAACCGGCAACGAAAACAUCAUCACGGAGCAAGAGAAGCAUAAGCUGACCCUCCACGACAUCGCCCGCACAAGCCUCAUCCGCCCCAUUACAAUGAUCAUGACGGAGCCCGUGCUCGACCUGAUGUGCAUAUACAUCGUGCUGAUCUACUCAAUGCUGUACGCAUUCUUCUUCGCAUACCCAGUCAUCUUCGGCAAACUGUACGGCUACAACGACGGCCAGAUCGGGCUGAUGUUCAUCCCGAUUCUGAUCGGCGCCGCCAUCUCGCUGCUGGUCACGCCCGCCAUCGAGAAGCAUUUCCGUCGCAUUUGCGCCGCGCGCGCGCCCACGCCCGAGGACCGGCUGAUUGCCUCGCUGAUAGGGGCGCCGUUUGUCGCCCUUGCGUUCUUCUUGCUCGGCGCGACGUCGUUCAAGCAUGUUAUCUGGGUGGGACCCGCGUCGUCGGGCAUUGCGUUUGGGUUUGGCAUGGUGCUGUGUUACUAUGCUGUCAAUAACUAUAUCAUUGACGCGUACCAGAAGUAUGCGGCCUCGGCGCUGGCUGCGAAGGUGUUUCUGCGGUCUGGGGGCGGGGCUGCGUUUCCGUUGUUCACGACCCAGAUGUAUGACCGUCUGGGGCUGCAGUGGGGUUCGUGGCUUCUUGCGUUUAUUGGUCUUGGGAUGGUUUUGAUCCCUUAUGUGUUUUAUAUCUUUGGGGGUAAGCUUCGGGCUCGGUUUACGAGGGAUUAG